Molecule: messenger RNA, 3880 nt
Organism: Petromyzon marinus (sea lamprey)
Lineage: Eukaryota; Metazoa; Chordata; Hyperoartia; Petromyzontiformes; Petromyzontidae
Product: protein DENND6A-like
Cellular component (GO): recycling endosome
Molecular function (GO): guanyl-nucleotide exchange factor activity
Source: RefSeq, a predicted model, not a curated record
UGCAGAGUGCGGCACUCAUUCUCACCACCGUUGCGUGGCGCUGUGCCCCCGUCUCAGCCACUCGCAAGCCUCGCGUCUCCCACACCCUGCGUCCCCGACUUGCCCAGGCCACUGCAACGACAACAUCACAGAUCUUCUCAUCCUCCUCUCGGCCGUCAAGCCACCAUCCCUCCUCCUCGCUCCUCAUCGCUAACUCGCUCGCUCGUCUUCGUUUAACAUCGUCUUACUAGUAACGCGUUGUCGUCGUUGUAAGUCAUUAUUAUUUUGUUCUUAUCUUCACCAUUGCUUUUGUUAACAUCGUUCAAAAGGAAUAUCGCUUCAGCUAUGGGCUGGAACGAAUAACAGCAACACGCGUUCUAUUUUUAGCGGCUAUUUAUAGCUUCGUCGUUUUAAAACGUUGCUUUAUUAUUAUUAUGAUUAACGUUACGACAACGAGUGGUGCGGAGUGUUGUAAUACGUAUAGUCUGCGUGCUCCUAUUUAAACGAAUGCGACAAGCGAGGCUUCGAUCUGCGAUGGCAGGGGACAGCGUUGAAGCCCGUCUUUAGGUGCGGCAUGGUGACGCCACAUCGCUGUGUUAAUAGCAAGCGGUGAGCUGACGAGUCACUGUAAUUGUAUAGGAGCAGCAGUGAUCGUGACAGCGUCGUUAUCCUCAUUAUUUCAAUAGGCGUCAGCGAAAGGUCAUGACAUACAGUAGUCGCGGUCAUAUUACAAUACUUAUUAUAUUCAUUAUCGGAUUGUGCCACUAUUGAUAACAAUAAUCGGAUUAUUAUAGUUACAGUGAUCAGCUGAUAAUAAUUUAUAAUAUUGUGACAAUACAUAUCUGAUCAUGUUAUAUCGCCUAUAAAUUAGCUUCAUUAUUCAUCGUCUUCAUUAUCAUCAAUAAUAUUACAGUGGUUAACCAUGCAGCAGUAGUAGAUCAGCGAGUCUCCAAUGUAGCAUAAUAAUUAUUAUUUACAUACAUCUAUAGCCAUAGCACUGGAGUAGUUGUUGCAGUGGCAGUUAUUAGUGAGCCGUCAGUCUGCCAUUGCUGUAGCACUACCAGUGCUGGAGUAGUAGUGGUGUAGUUGUAGAGAGCCAGUAGGCUAUCAUUACUGUAGCACUACCAGUGCUGGAGUAGUAGUGGUGUAGUUGUAGAGACCCAGUAGGCUAUCAUUACUCCAGCACUACCAGUGCUGGAGUAGUAGUGGUGUAGUUGUAGAGAGCCAGUAGGCUAUCAUUACUCGAGCACUACACGUGCUUGUAGGCGAGCGUGUGCGCCAUGGCCCGCCUGCGUAACUUCAGCACCUGGGAGCUGUCCAGCGAGGAGGCAGGGCGCGCCGGGAGCCCCCAGGGCGCCUGCGAGACACGCUUCUCAGUGCCCGGGGGGCGCCCGUGUAGCCCCGAGGGCAUCGAGGGCUCGCAGCCCAGCCCCUGGCCGUGGGAGAGAUUCACGUCGUGGCUACAUAGCAUCUGCGUGGUGACGUUUGACCUGGAGCUCGGGCAAGCCAUAGAGCUCAUCUAUCCACCACAUGCCAAACUCACGGAAAAAGAGAAAAUGAACGUCUGCUACUUGGCCUUCCCGGACUCCAACUCAGGUUGCCACGGCGACACGCAAUUCAGCUUCCGAUUCCGGAGGUCGGCUUGCUGGAAGGCGUCGCCACGCAACGCGCACGGGCAGCCAGACGAGCAGCACCUGCCUACGCUGCUCCAGAGCGACCCUCACUUUCUCUACGGCUACGUCUACUUUCGUCAAGUGAGAGACAAGAGUCUGCGCCGGGGCUACUUCCAGAAGUCAGUGGUGCUCCUGACCAGCCUGCCCUACCUGUGCCUCUACUCCACCGUGGUCCGCCUCAUCGCCCCCGAGUACUUUGACAAGUUGGAGCCCUGCAUGGAGGCUGCUUGCAAUGACAUUGAUCGCUGGCCGCCACUCGUGGCGGGGAAGACGCUGAGCCUGCCGAUCAUGGGGGUCGUCAUCCAGGUGAGAAUCCCGACUCGCAACGAGAAGUUGGGAGCAGCUCCGCUCAAGCAAACCCCAACGGAGAAUCUUCUUCCCGCUCCGCUGGUGCUUCCGACCGUCCACGAACCCGACCUCUUUAGGGCAUUGUCUCCAGUGCUGCCCCACGUGCAGCUGCUGUGGGAGUUGGUGCUGCUCGGCGAGCCGCUCGUCGUGAUGGCCACGUCACCGAGCGUCACGUCCGACAGCGUGCUGGCCUUAGUCAGCUGCAUCGCACCGCUGAGGUUCUGCAGCGACUUCCGGCCAUACUUCACCAUCCACGACCCGGAAUUCCGGGAGAUAACCACGCGCACGCAGGCGCCCCCGUCGGUCAUUCUCGGUGUCACGAACCCAUUCUUCGCCAAGACUCUUCAGCACUGGCCUCACAUCCUUCGCAUCGGGGAGACACGGCCCUCGGCAGGUGAGCAGCCGCGGCAGGUGAAGCUACGCAAGGCGGGCAAGCUCAAGGCACUGGAUGCCAAACCAGGAGUCUACACGGCACACAAACCCUUUCUGGUCCGAGACCGAGCGAUCGUCAAACGGCUGCUCAAGGGCGUCCAGAGGAAACGCCCCGUGGAGGUGCAGAGCGCCAUUCUGCGCAGGUACCUGCUGGAGCUCACGCAGAGCUUCAUCAUCCCGCUGGAGCGCUACGUGGCCAGCCUCAUGCCCUUGCAGAAGAGCGUCGCGCCCUUCAAGAGCCCCCCGCAGGUCCGUCCCUUCGUGGUGGACGAGUUCGUGGCGACGCUGCAGCACGCCGGCCCGCAGCUCACGUCGCCUCUCCGUGGAGACUGGCAGGGCCUGUACCGCCGGUUCCUCCGGUCUCAAAACUUCGAGGGCUGGCUGUCGGCUCGACGGCGCGACAUGAACCACAAGCUUGAGCUCCUGCACAUGGAAGCCCUCCUCAACGCAGACGUGGGUGGGUGGGUGUCGGGGCGGAGUGAAGUGGAGGCCGUGGAUCUGGUCUUGCAGUUGCAAGACAAACUUCUGCUGGCGGAGCGUGCCGGACUGUCGUUGCCUGAAGACACUCAGGCCAAGCUGCGGGCGUGCAUGCACACAGCUCUGGGGGCCUUGCCCAAGGACCUGCAAGCGGUUCUGAGCCGAAUGUAAUUCCACGCAGUGACAUUCGGGGGUUUGCCACCUUUGAGAUAAAAAGACAAAUUGUGGAACACGUCGCGGGAAGGAGAAUAUCCCGCAGUACAGGAAGAAGCGUAGGUACAUGUAUGGGCUUGAGCGCUGCGUUAUUACCCAACUGACAGAAAAAAUCUGGGCUUCUCAUGUCCCCGGGACGAUUUGCAGAUUUCCCAGGGCAGCGGCCUCACCAAGAGUGCGGUCGUGGGAAAGCCAGGUCAGGUGGUAACGCUAAAGGAUCACAAUUAUGUAAUUGUCCACAUUGGGGAAUCAAUUUACCCCAAAACCAGGGAUCGACAACCUGCGGAUCCGGAGCCGCAUGCGGCUCUUUAAGCACUCCUUCGUGAAGCUGUUUACUAAGGGCCACCGCCUGGUAUUCACGUGUGCAUUGCGGCUCUUUCAAUAUUGUUGUUAUUCUUUUGUCAACAAAUUCGAAAAAAAAUGGCUCCUCUUGUUAUUCUGGUUGGCGACCCCUAGCCCCGUACUAAGUAGCUGCAAGACUGUUUGUGCAUUCUUUAUUUUAAAUGUGCGCACUGUUGCCAAGCUCGAUUUGUAUAACACAGGUUCGGCAUUUUACCCGUUACUAAAUAGUAGGCGUGUAACGGUGCGUCGAUUAAUCGAUUUAAAUCGAUCGUUAUGGUCACGAAACAUAGAUUCAAACCGUCCAUGUGAGAGAAUGGAUCACUUUUGAUUUAUAUGCAAAUCACACGCACAUUAUGUACUCUUACUAAUGUAGUAGCAGCAGAAGGAGAAGAAGACAUUAAAAACAAUUAAGCAAA